AUGGACUCCGGUCGCUUGCCUCAUGGCGAUCAUGAUCGGUCGGCGUUGAACCUUCCUAUUAUUUCCAACAAUUUCACUAGAUCUUCCCCAGCGAAGUCGUCAAAAUUUGAAGUCCCUACUGGUGAUGAGAAAAACCCUAGUGGUAUCGAUAAGACAGUCAUGGUGGAGGAGGGUGUUCCCACCAGCGCGAAAGAGGCUCCAAUCUCCUCUUCAGGGAAGACAAAUACUAUGAAUUAUGCUGCUGCUUUAGGUCCACGGGUAAGAAAACCGGAUCUUCCUGCUCAUAGAUUUCAGGCCCUUCACACCUCUUCCUCAGGAGGCAUCGAUACUUUGAAGAUUCCCUCUGAUUUCUUACAACAACGUGUUAUGGAAUUUAAGUUUGCUCUCAUAGGGAGAUUGAUGUUACGUAAAGGUUCGAAACCUAGGCUUACACAAGAUCUAAAGGCUGAAUUACAAAAAUUUUGGAAUACUUCUCAAGAAUGGCAGUUGAUACCGAUGGGAAAAGGGUUCUUUACCCUAAAAUUUAGUUCGAUGGCUGACAAAAAGGUGGCUAAGGAGAAGCUAAAUCUUGAUAUAUCUAACGGUUGUCUGCGUCUCAGGGAAUGGGUUCCGAAAUUUGACCCCUAUAAAGAGUGCUCUUUAUUGGCUCAAGUUUGGGUGCGCAUUUACUAUUUGCCUAUUGAAUUGUGGCAUCCGGAAGUGAUAGCGGCUGUUGGACGUUACUUGGGAAAUCCGAUCCGCAUUGAUGGCGGUUCGGCGGACAGGGAUGUGGGUCACUAUGCUCGGGCCUUAAUUGAAAUUGAUCUCGCCUUACCCCUUCGAGAAUCCUUAAUGAUUGAUGAGGAUAAUAGCUCCAUCUAUAUUGAGUUCAGUUAUGAGUCGUUGCCUACGUUUUGCAAUCACUGCAAAAUAGUUGGUCAUACACCAGAUAAAUGCAGAAAACUUAAGCAGAGGGAAGAUCUUAAGAACAAGAAAAAGAUGGGAGAAACGAGUUUGGGUGACAAAGAUGGAGGCUUGACCCAAGAUAGGCAACAGUCUACAGUUGACACCUCGAAGAAGUGCUCAGAGGGAGAUAGUGCGGCUCGGGUUGCCGCGACUGAGACUUCUAGGAGCAAGGAGCAGACUGAUAUUCCUAACAAGGUUGCUACUGGCAACUCUUUCCUGGCUCUUUCGGAUACUGAACAGACGGGUCCGGAUUUGCUUGAACAGAUCUUGGUGGACACAUCGGAGACGAAGCAUGACAACAUCAUUAACAUUGAUCCUGAUCAAGAUGGGCAACAAUCUGAUACCCUCAGACUGAAAGGUGGGAUGUCCCAGGAUCACAAUUCUGAUCUCAAGGUUCUUGCGCUUGAGAAUGCUGUGAAGAUUCAAAAAUUGGAGGCCUACAUUCAAGAGCAGGAGGUCAACAAGAGACGUGGAAGGCCUUCGGGUUCGAGAAGAGGAGGAAAAACUCUUCAUACGCCUGCAGCUGACUCUAUUAAGAACAGACUCAGAAAAUCCACAGAAUUGGGACAUAAGGUUCAGAACUUUGUCAUUGAAGAGCCAGAGAGUGCGAGUAUACGCACGAUGCAUAACUUGGCAGCUAAAAGCUGGGCGGCGGAAAUGGAGCUGGAGGAAACUCCAUCUCCAGAGUUUUGA
Molecule: messenger RNA, 1638 nt
Organism: Salvia miltiorrhiza (redroot sage)
Lineage: Eukaryota; Viridiplantae; Streptophyta; Magnoliopsida; Lamiales; Lamiaceae
Exons: 2
Coding region: 1-1638 (545 amino acids)
Source: RefSeq, a predicted model, not a curated record